UCGUCCGGGCGCACCAGCCAGCCGAAGUGCCUGAGCGUUCCCUUUUCGAUAGAUUUUUCGGUCGUGUGGAGCCGUCUUACGAUGGGAGGAUUUACGUGCUGUGUUCCUGGAUGCUACAACAACAGCACAAGGGAUAAAGGCUUGGGUUUCUACGUCUUUCCUAAAGAGCAAAAGCUUCGGGAGACGUGGAUUCAGCGUAUCAACAGGGCUGGACGGGGCGGCAGGUUCUCCAAGUUUACGCCUACCACGGGACACCGAGUAUGCGGUGCCCACUUCGAAGGAGGAAAAAAGACUUACAUGAACAGAGUGCCCACAAUCUUCCCGCUGAGACCGCAAAAGGUGGAAAGGAGGCGACCACUCAUAAGGACACAGCCGGAACUUCCCAACAGUCCAACUGUGGCACCCCAGCACGACCCAGAAGUCUCAGGCUCUGCCAUCACUAGUAGCAGCAGCGACAGUGAAGACACCGCACAGCAAAGCACUCUACUCAUGGACCAUGCCUACAGCAGCCAAGAGUCAAGCUAUGACCAGCUUGCCAAGAAAGUUGCUUGCCAAAAUAAUAUAAUAACUGAGCUAGCAGAAAAGGCUGAAGCUGCUUACGCGCAUGUUGAAGAGCUCAACCGCCAGCUAAAACGCUCUCAACAGGACCACGCUGAAGCAAAAAAGCUAUGUGACCGCCUUCAGCAGAAGAAUAGGUGCUUGCGGCUUGAGCUAUCCUGUAUGCAGAAGAAAGUCAAGAGGUGCAAGGCUGAAGCACACAAAAGAUUGACAUCACAUGCGAAAAAGCUGCGGUUCUGGCAGAUGAAGGAAACGGAGAACGAGGACAGGAACUUCAUCCUGCCUUUGAAGACACAGCUUGUGCUCGUCCUGAUGAGGCUACGGCUGGGCCUUGACGGCCUUGACCUUGCGUACAGGUUUGGCGUUUCUACGUCAACCGUUUCGAGGAUCUGGGUAACAUGGCUGGAUUUUUUGGACAACAGGCUUCGCCAGGUCCCAACUUGGAUGCCUCCCCACCUGUGCGACAAGUACAGGCCACAAGCUUUCACUGACAAGGGCUACACCACUGUUGACGGCAUCCUCGACUGCACCGAAAUUUUCAUCGAAACCCCCUCGUCAUUCCGUGUACAGAGUGAGACCUAUUCCUCGUACAAAAAGCACAAUACUGCAAAAGGGUUAGUUGUGUGCAGCCCGAACGGCUUUGUUAUGUUCGUGUCCGAUCUUUCUCCUGGGAGGCUGUCUGACAAGGCCCUAACAAAGGCUUCCGGUGUGUUGGAAAAGUUUUCCCCAGGGCGAAGUUUGAUGGCUGAUAGGGUGUUCACCAUCGAAGAAGAGUGCAAGGAACUUUCACUGCACUUGAACAUUCCGCCAUUCAUGGAAGGACGGCCUCAACUGUCUGAAGCAGAUGAAACUGAGACAAGGCUUAUUGCCAGUGUGCGCAUACAUGUGGAAAGGGUCAUUCGGAGGAUAAAGACCUACAGAAUACUCUCACAGGUGUUUCCAAACAGCAUGUCUGGACAACUGAACAAGGUGUGGCAUGUUUGCGCACGCUUGACAAACUUUGUGGGUGAGCCAUUGCUGUGA
Rhipicephalus microplus (southern cattle tick) is the source of this 1581-nucleotide messenger RNA. RefSeq lists its product as uncharacterized. NCBI's taxonomy places the organism in Eukaryota, Metazoa, Arthropoda, Arachnida, Ixodida, Ixodidae. The record is from RefSeq and is a predicted model, not a curated record.